CAACACUGACAAGGUUUUUUUCCCUCCCAUUUCCUCAGUUAACUUUCAGUUCUUGCCCAUCCACGCAGUACGAUCACGCUUCAUCACAUUUGCUUGAAUACACUGUAUCAUGAACAGUUUACUCAUUGAAAGUGGAGCCUCUGAACUGCAAACUGCAGACACUCAGUCACAGCCUGCUAUCCCACUGUCUCCCUUUGUAUGUGUUCCUCCCACCCUGAGAGAUGGUGAGUGUUACCAUGUCUUCAUUAGCUACAGCAGCACUGACUACCAGUGGACCCACUCCCUCAUCAACCAGCUGGAGUCCUGCGGCCUGCAGGUGUGCUACCAUGAGCGUGACUUCACUCCCGGCCGCACCGUGUUGGAAAACAUGUCCGACUGCAUCCAGGAGAGCCAGAAGGUGCUGCUGGUUCUCAGCCAAGAGUUUGUGAGGAGCCGCUGGUGUCUCCUGGAGGCCAACAUGUCUCUGUUCAGAGACUGUCUGGAGAGGAAACCCAUGGUCCCAGUGCUGCUGGAGCCAGGAGUCUCUGUUCCUCUCCACCUCUGCCACCUCACCUACCUGGAGGCCAGCGACCCCGACUUUAAGAAUAAGCUGCUCAAGGUGCUCUGCACCCCCAACCAGCAGCUUCAAGGGUCCACUGUGAUGCCCUUCCAGCCUCCCUCUAUCUACAACGGGAAGGCCCUGCAGCCUCUGAUUGCGAUCAAUGAUGAGGGACUCCACAAAUGGGACUGUGGUCAGUUCAGUGACAUGGAGGUGCCAGAUCAACUGCGUCUGAUCAUCGAGGACCAAGAGAAAUACAGAGAGGCUGUGAGAAUUAUCAACAAUGUCUCUCAAAAUAAAGUGCGGUGGCGUCCACUCUGGCGUAGAGUACUGGUCUACAUUGGAGAUGUAGCAUAUCUUUUAUUCUUGUUAUUCUUUUCUACAAUUUUGACAAUUAUUUUUUGUGGUGGCCACCCUCCCUCAGUCACAUACCCUCCUGCAGUAUGGGUGCUCACUAUUUCUGGUUUCUUCUGUGUUCCAUUGGGGUAUUUUAUUCACAUUUGUUUAUGGAAGAAGGAUGAUGAGAGGUACAUCAUGAGAGAAAUGCAGAGAGCUAUAGGCCAGGCAAACAUAAUCCUCUGUGAGGAGAAGGUGUUAAUGGGCUGUCGUUCAAAUUUAACGAAAAUCUACCUGGUGUAUGUUUCUCUGGACGGUUGCAAACAAGAGUUUGCAGAGACAUUUUCUGAGCAGGAGGGUGCUGAGGAGAUGUUUCAAAAAGCUCUGAUCUUCUUCUCAUCAGGUUACACCUGCUGCCUUGCUAAAAAACACUUUCCCUUUCCCCAGCCCAGCUCCACUGGUCACCUGGAGGGAGGGGUGUGUUUCUGUCAGUACAUCUCUCAGCAGCUGAGUGCAGAUCAGUGGAAAUAGUAACAACGGUAUGGCCGUACAAAUUUAUGAUUAAAUCAAUGCUCAUAGCGAUUCAAGACACUUUUUCUACGGAUUUGUUUUUUAUUAUUAUUAUGACCCCAACAUUUUAUAAAGUCUACAAAGCUAUUACUUUCCUGUUUGUGGCAUGUUAUCCAUAUUUUUUUCUCCACAUCAAGUCACAACACAGACAAGAGGAAAAUAAAUGUGUAAAUGUUUAUUUUUGGCUGCCCACAACAAUAUCCAUAUUUGCCGCCACAUAAUGUUUUUCUGUAUUUGGAGCUGGACAGAUAAACUGCUGUUCAACUUUAGAUGCUCCAAUGUAAACUGCGCACCUUGCAGUCCAGCCCUGGGUCUACAUUUUGCUUUCACUUGCCCUUGCAGCAGCUGCUUUUUAAUCCAAUCCAUUGAUCUGAUCUGAUCUGAUCUGAUCUAAACGGCUCCCCCUCCGCCAUCAGCUACCGCCACCAAAUUCUGUCAGAAACACUGUACUUAUAUGUUUAUGUUUGACCAGUUGCAUGCUGUUUCAGUUGCUAAUACUUCAAUAAAAUGUGUAACA
Molecule: messenger RNA, 1961 nt
Organism: Epinephelus fuscoguttatus (brown-marbled grouper)
Lineage: Eukaryota; Metazoa; Chordata; Actinopteri; Perciformes; Serranidae
Exons: 2
Coding region: 110-1405 (431 amino acids)
Biological process (GO): immune response; inflammatory response; toll-like receptor signaling pathway
Cellular component (GO): membrane
Molecular function (GO): transmembrane signaling receptor activity
Source: RefSeq, a predicted model, not a curated record